UGUAAGUGCGCGUGUGUCCGCCGUGCCCCGCCGUCAACUUCAUGCUGCUGCAGGGUUUCCAGAAGACGGCCUCCUGUCCUGGUCCGCCCCAGCUCCGCCACCGACGCACUCUGUGUCCUGAGUGUUUCCAUAACUUCAUGUGUAUGGUGUGCUUGGGAAAUCAGCUGAGAGAUCUGCAGCCAUUUCUGCUAUCUUUAACCCAAUUCCACAGACAUCAUGGAGGCACCCCCAGUCACCAUGAUGCCAGUUACUGGUGGCACCAUUAACAUGAUGGAGUACCUGCUGCAGGGAAGUGUUUUAGAUCACAGUUUGGAAAGCCUCAUCCACCGUCUUCGUGGCUUGUGUGACAACAUGGAACCCGAGACUUUCCUUGACCAUGAGAUGGUGUUCCUCCUUAAGGGUCAGCAGGCCAGCCCAUUUGUCCUAAGGGCCCGGCGCUCCAUGGACAGAGCUGGAGCACCCUGGCACCUACGUUACCUGGGACAGCCAGAAAUGGGAGACAAGAACCGCCACGCUCUGGUGCGUAACUGUGUGGACAUUGCCACGUCUGAGAACCUCACUGACUUCUUGAUGGAAAUGGGCUUCCGCAUGGACCAUGAAUUUGUCUCCAAGGGACACUUGUUCCGUAAGGGCAUCAUGAAGAUUAUGGUAUACAAGAUUUUCCGCAUCCUGGUCCCCGGGAACACAGACAGCACUGAGGCCUUGUCCCUCUCCUAUCUUGUGGAGUUAAGUGUUGUUGCACCAGCUGGGCAGGACAUGGUCUCUGAUGACAUGAGGAACUUUGCAGAGCAGCUCAAACCACUGGUUCACCUAGAAAAAAUAGACCCUAAAAGGCUUAUGUGACUAAGAAAUCUGUCCAUCUUUGGGGCCUGUCCUCACUUGUUAGAAAAAAGAUGUUAUAGCCAGGCGUGGUGGCUCACACCUUUAAUUCCAGCACUUGGGAGGCAGAGGUAGGAGGAUCGCUGGAAGUUCAAAGCCACCUUGAGACUACAGAGUGAAUUCUAGGUCAGCCUGAGC
Molecule: messenger RNA, 1017 nt
Organism: Jaculus jaculus (lesser Egyptian jerboa)
Lineage: Eukaryota; Metazoa; Chordata; Mammalia; Rodentia; Dipodidae
Gene: Med18
Product: mediator complex subunit 18
Exons: 3
Coding region: 217-843 (208 amino acids)
Biological process (GO): termination of RNA polymerase II transcription; regulation of transcription by RNA polymerase II
Cellular component (GO): core mediator complex; mediator complex
Molecular function (GO): transcription coregulator activity
Source: RefSeq, a predicted model, not a curated record